AUGGUGUUCGUUGUUCGGGUCACCUUUGCCUACAUCGACGAUAUUUUGGUUUCCAGCUCGUUUCUUGAAGAGCAUCUCGCGCACUUGCAUCUCGUUUUCACCCGCCUGGCAGACCACGGUAUUGUCAUGAACAUACAGAAAUGCGAGUUCGGGCAAUCGUCGCUGGAAUUCCUCGGCCACAUGGUCUCUAGUGACGGCAUCUCACCUCUUCCCGCCAAGGUCGAAGCGAUCGUGAAAUACCCGGAGCUCCAAUCUUUCCGCCAGCUCAGACGUUUCGUCGGGCUCAUCAAUCUUUAUAGACGUUUUAUUCCGCACUGCGCCCACAUACUAUGCCCGCUGGAGGAAGACCCGCGCUGCUCCAGCCACGGUGCGUGUACUCUGACGUGGACCGAACCAGCCCGCCAAGCUUUCCAGGAUAUCAAGACCAGUCUUUCUAACGCAACACUCCUUCACCACCCUAAGCACAAACAGUCCCAAUGGUUGACGCCUCAGGAGUUGCAGUCGGCGCUGUUCUCCAGCAGAAAAUCGAUGACGUCUGGUGCCCCAUAG
This is a messenger RNA of Ornithodoros turicata, 549 nucleotides long. RefSeq lists its product as uncharacterized. The transcript has a single exon. The coding region runs from base 1 to 549 and encodes 182 amino acids. NCBI's taxonomy places the organism in Eukaryota, Metazoa, Arthropoda, Arachnida, Ixodida, Argasidae. The record is from RefSeq and is a predicted model, not a curated record.